This is a messenger RNA of Carassius carassius (crucian carp), 8767 nucleotides long. It is a transcript of the gene pappaa, whose product is annotated as pregnancy-associated plasma protein A, pappalysin 1a. The transcript has 23 exons. Lineage: Eukaryota; Metazoa; Chordata; Actinopteri; Cypriniformes; Cyprinidae. The coding region runs from base 709 to 5577 and encodes 1622 amino acids. Gene Ontology annotation, molecular function: metallopeptidase activity; protein binding. The record is from RefSeq and is a predicted model, not a curated record.
GGAGCAUGUGUGGAAAUGCUCCUGCCGUCAGUGCUUUACCUGUGACUUCAGCACAACACGAGAGGAGGAUCGGAAGGAGAAAACUCAUGUAGGACUGAAACAUGGGCUGGCAUGCUUCCAUCACAUUCUCACUCUUAAAAGACUGAAGGGUCUCCAGCAGAGCUCACAGCAUACAUGAGGAUCCGCGAUGCUCUGGACACCUCCGAAACUCCUGCAGACCAUCUCAAUCACUUCAACUUCUAACGCCGAGACAACUUCAGCACAAACAGCAUCUUAAUGUGCUCCAUCCUCACAUAUGACAGCCCUUCAUGUUCGGACGUGUUCUGCAUUCAUGAAUUGUUCUUAAACAUUGUUUUGCGAGUAGAGAAAGACAGAAGUACAGUGAGUGUGAAUGAAGCUCUUUAUUCAUUUAUUACUGAUCGAAUCAGAAGACUCACUUUAGCCUCCAGAAGAAGUAAAAAGAACAACUCCAGCGCAUUGAACGGCUCGUAUAGUGAAAUAAAGAGCUUCAUGGAUUUGUGUAUCUGGAACAUUCGUCUUUGACAAACGAUUGUGAAAGACGGGGAAAAGAAAAGAAAACAACAAUAACAAGUGGAAGGACUUUGGAGAGGAAGAGCGCGUCCGUGCGCAUUUCUCUGGGAUAUUACCAUACCCACCCGCGUCCUCAUCAUCAUCCUAAUCAUUAUUAUCACUCUUGUGUUGAAUAAAAUGAAAGUUUGGACUUUUCUCCAGUGUCUCGCCAUCCUGCUCGUCCUGUGUGUGGGAUCAGACUGCGGGACGGUCCUGAGACAGACCCGAUCCAAACGCGAGCUGGUGAAGAUCAGAGAAGCCAAAGCGGUCUUCCCGGGGGCUUGUGCCACCCGGCUGCCUCGGGGCAAGCGCUCCCUGCCGGCGCUGGACCGCCGGCUCCCCCGCCAGCGCCGACGCUCCUCUCCGGUGGAGGAUGCAAGCUCCUAUCGGGGAAAAGCCGUUUAUUUUACGGGCAGAGGAGACCAGCUGAGACUGAAACCCGGCGUGGACAUACCAAAGGGCAAUUUCACUCUCCAGAUGUGGGUCAAAGCGGAGGGUGGGCAGCGUUCCCCCACCGUUAUAGCUGGUCUCUUUGACAAAUGCUUCUAUGCCUCCAGUGAUCGUGGAUGGCUGUUGGGUAUUAAAGCUGUGAGUGAACAGGGAAACCGUGACCCACGUUUCUUCUUCUCCCUUAAAACGGAUCGAGCACACAAAGUUACGUCCAUUCAUUCAAAUGCCCGCUACUUGCCCAACCACUGGGCCCAUGUAGCUGUGACUUACAAUGGCCUCUAUAUGAAGUUAUAUGUCAAUGGUGCUCAGACAACUGUUAGCAGGGAACAAUCAGGUGAUGUCUUCAGCCCCCUUACUAAAAAGUGUAAGGUGCUGAUGGUGGGUGGAAAUGCCUUGAGUCAUAACUACAGAGGCUCUGUGGAGCGUGUUGGUCUAUGGCGACAGGCUCUCUCUCAGAGGCAGAUCAUGAGGGACAUGCAUGGACAUGAGGACCCUGAGGACCUGGUCGACCUGGUGAUCCGUGAGACAUUUGAACACCCAGCACGCAAAUGGCUGGCUGUGAAGGAUGGCAGCUUCCCAAUACCAGAUGAGGGUCCUCGUGCUGGGUUGGGGUCUUUGGACACUACCCUGGAGCCUCCAGCUUGCGGACAGACGGUGUGUGAUAACACAGAAGUGGCACGCAACUACAAUCAAUUCUGGAGCUUCCGCCGCCCCAAAACAGUACGGUAUCGUGUUGUGAAUGUGUUUGACGACUCUCAGUGCAAACCCACAGUCACGGAUCAACAGAUUCACCUGCAACACCAGCAUCUGAAUGAAGCCUUUAACAUGUACAACAUCACUUGGGAGUUGACUGUGCACAAUGUGAGCAAUUCGUCUUUGUAUAACCGUCUAGUACUUGCCAACUGUGAUAUUAGUAAGGUGGGUGAUGAGGACUGUGACCCCGAAUGCAACCACACUUUGACUGGCUUUGAUGCUGGUUACUGCAAGCCCAGGACACAAUGUCCUGAACAUAAACAAGGGAAUGGCGUCUGCGAUCCAGAGUGCAACUGUGAAAACUAUGGCUACGAUAAUGGAGAUUGCUGCAACCCUAGCAUCACUGAUGUGACCAAGACUUGCUUCAAUCCAGCUUCUCAUUUAAGGGCCUAUCUGGAUGUGAAAGAGGUAAAAGAGAUCCUAAAGCUGGACGGUUCCACGCACCUCAAUAUCUUCUUCGCCAAUUCCUCAGAUGAAGACCUUGCUGGAGUCGCCACCUGGCCAUGGGACAAGGAUGCACUCACACAUCUAGGUGGCAUAGUUCUGAAUCCAUCUUUCUACGGUACAUUUGGCCACACUCAUACCAUGAUCCAUGAGAUCGGUCACAGUCUGGGACUGUACCAUGUGUUUAGGGGCAUCUCGGAGAUCGAAUCCUGCAAUGAUGCAUGUUUAGAGACUGAGCCUUCACUGGAAACUGGAGAUCUGUGUGCAGACACCAAUCCCACACCGAAAUACAAGUACUGCAGGGACCCUGAGCCUGGCAACGAAACGUGUGGCAACCGCAAUUUCGUUCACACGCCCUACAAUAAUUACAUGAGCUAUGCAGAUGACGACUGCACUGAUUCCUUUACACUUAACCAGGUAGCUCGCAUGCACUGCUACUUGGACCUCAUCUACCAGACCUGGCAACCCGACUACCGGCCCCCUCCAGUCCCCAUGUCACCCCAAGUGGUAGAACAGGGACAAGACUCCAUUACUGUGGAGUGGUUUCCACCCAUCUCUGGACAUUUCUAUAACAGAGAAGUGGGAUCAGUAUGUGAUAAAUGUGCAGAAGGUCAUGUCCUCCUGCAGUACGCCUCAAAUUCUUCGUCCCCGCGUCCCUGCUCCCCGUCUGGCCACUGGAGCCCCAGAGAAGCAGAGGGACCACCAGAUGUGGAGCAGGCAUGCGAGCCCAGCGUCCGCACAUGGAGUCCGAAUAAUGGCAUGGAUCUUGGAAUGGUGCCUCCCCCCUGCCCUCUGCAAGGCUGCAUGUUACAGCUGGAGUUUGCAUAUCCAGUGGUCCCUGACUCCCUCACAGUGUGGGUGACCUUCUCCUCCCAGGAGGAAACAGUCCUGCCUGCCAUCCACAAUAUCAUCCUAUUGACUGUCAGUGGCAACAACCUGUCUCUGGGUCCCAGUAAUUUGUUCUGCGACACACCACUGACCAUCAAGCUGGAUGUGCAUGAGAAGGUGUAUGGCGUGCAAUUUUUCACCAUGGAGCAACAUUUGGAAAUUGAUGCUACUCUGCUCACGUCUAAACCCAACUGUCCACUCUGUCAAGAAUGUGAGCCACUGCACUACCGGCUUCUGCGGCAGCCGCCAUUUGUUCACUCACCCAAGGGUGUCAUGCUAAGAGACUCUAUGCGAAGAUACGUGGACAGGGAUGUAGAGUACGGUGGGGUUUACACUUACCAGGUCCAAACAAUCUCCAGUCGGAGUGUGAGUGAACCGUCACCUCCAUUGACACACCGCCUUGGAGCGCCAUACUGUGGAGAUGGUCUCAUCCAGAGGUCCCAGGGAGAGGAAUGUGAUGAUAUGAACACUAUGAAUGGAGACGGCUGCUCCGGCCACUGCAAGAAGGAGCCGUUUUUUAACUGUAUUGAUGAGCCCAGCAUGUGCUACUAUUAUGACGGCGACGGCGUCUGUGAAGACUUUGAGCGGGAGACAAGUGUGAAGGAUUGUGGCCUGUACACGCCGAAUGGUUUUCUGGACCAGUGGGCCACCUCAGUGGAAGUGUCCCAUGAAGAGAGGCUGUACUGUCCUGGUGACGUGGCUGCAGGAUAUCCUGCUAUUACUAAGACAUGCCAGUCUAAAGUGUUUGACCUCUCUGAUGGAGUGUCUCAGUACGCUUGGUUUCCAUGUCGAGAGGCACAGGGUGUUUCCUGGUAUCCUCAGUAUUGGUUAAAGGCGUAUUUCUCACAUCCUAUGGUUGCUGCGGCCGUUAUCAUCCAUUUAGCCGCAGAUGGAACCAGUUACAUUGACCAAACCCAGUGUAACAUCACAGUCCAGCUGAUCGACACUAAAGAGAGCAUCCACAGCUUAGGCGACUGGCGUUUGAGCUGCCGCACCAAUCCUCUGGUCAUCCCAGUGAGUCAUGACUUGAGCAUGGCCUUCUACCACACCAAAGCCAUUCUCCUCAUGUUCCACUCCGAUCUCGUGGCAAUCUCUGGCAUUGGCUUGCGUUCCUUCCAGUUCUUUGACCCAAUCACCAUCAGCGGCUGUCAGAGCAAUGAAAUAUACAACCCCAUGGGCCAGAGUUGUGUUCAUUACUCCUGUGACGCCAUUGAUUGCCAAGAGCCGCUGAUCCGGAAUGCAGAGGUGCAUUGCAGCGACAGUGGCUACUUCAAUGGAGCACGCUGCACUGUUACGUGCAACAGCGGUUAUGUCUUACAAAUCCACCGGGACGAUGACAUCAUCAAGAGCCAGACGGACUCAACCGUGACCAUCACCUGUGCUGAUAGGAAAUGGAACAAGCAAGUAUCGUGUGAGCCAGUUGACUGUGGGCUUCCAGAUAAGUACCAUGUGCACCCUGCCCACUUUGAAUUCCCAGAAGGCACCACCUACGGCAAGAAGAGCACGUUCCAGUGUAAGGAGCCUGCUCAGCUCAUGGGCACAAAUAACACUCUGACCUGUAUGGAGGAUGGUCUGUGGUCAUUCCCAGAGGCUUUGUGUGAGCUCCGCUGUCCUGUGCCUCCUCCCGUCCCCAACGCCAUGCUUCAGACUAAACGCUGCAAUGAGACGGGUCUUAAAGUGGGCACUCUCUGCAAAUACAAAUGCAAACCGGGAUACCAUGUGGCCAACAAGCCAAAGAGAAGAGCCUUCAAGCGUCAGUGCACAGAAGAUGGUCGCUGGUUAGAGGGCUCUUGUGAGCCGGUCACUUGUCCACCUCCUCCACCCGUCUUCUAUGGCAUGUACCAGUGCACAGACGGCUUCAAAUUUGACAGCACCUGCUGGAUCCACUGCAAUAGGGCCAACAACACAUUGAGACAACCACCAUGCAAACAGGGGCUCGGCACCAAUGUCAUCCGCUGCAGAAAGGAUGGGAACUGGACCGGAAACUUCCACUUAUGCCCUCAGCUGAAGGGUCAAUGCUCUCUACCUCAGAACCUGCAUCCCAGCAUCCGUGUCAACUGCAAGAAGGGCCAUGGCAUAGGAGAGGAGUGUGAGUUGUCAUGCAGGGACAGUAACAACGAUGUGGUCAUUCUGCCGAACAACAUGACGGCCAGCAGCAUUAUGAGACAUCACUGGAUGAACCCUCCCAAAGUCAAGCACAUAGUCUGCACCAUGGGUCUGAAGUGGUACCCCCAUCCAGAAGUCCUGCGCUGCAUAAAAGGAUGUGAGCCUUUCAUGGGUGACAAUUACUGUGAUGCCAUCAACAACAGAGCCUACUGCAACUACGAUGGAGGCGACUGCUGCCAUUCCACUGUCAAGACUAAGAAGGUGAUUCCGUUCCCCAUGUCUUGUGACAUCCGAAGAGAGUGUGCUUGCCGGGACCCCAACGCUUUGGAGAACCGAAAGGGAGAGCACUUGCACUCACUUGGUUAACACGCUCCACCAAGCCGGUGUGCAGACUGGGACAGGAUGAGAUCUUCUUCCCAGAAAUGCUGCUGGUUCACAAUUGUACCUAUCCUCUUAUAGCUGUUCAUCAUUUCCAAGUCCAAGUCUACCUGCUAUCUCUUACACUACAUUUGGAAAAGGAUCCCAAUGUCAAGACCUCACAAAGGACCAAAGCUGUUUUGUGUAUAGGCCGGGACACACCAAGCUGACUUUAAAGAACUAGCGGCGACGAAAGCAGAUGGUGUUGUCGCCUCACGUCGGCAGCGUCGGACCAAAAAGCUGCGCUCGAACACACCGCACAUACUACAGCCACAUGCAUUCUGUGCAUGCGUGAGAGGAAUUAACAGUCUAUAUCAGCAGCUAUCAAUAGUAUAUAUUGGUCACUCAAAAGGAGAAACCGAAAACAAAGAUAUACAAGAUAAAUGCAGAUAUACGAAACGUAAACAAAGCAGUGCUUGUUUACCAUUUUGAAUAUCAGUAACGUUGAUAACUUUAAUCAUUUUAAGUGGCUCAUGUUGUUAUGAAAACAUUUGAUUGAUUGGGAAAGAUCACGUAACAUUUAAACAGCUUUCUGUCGGUACCGCCCUUCAUUUACGUGCUCGUUUCAUCACUUUCACUUGAAUUCUUAGCCACUGACUCAUUCGCUAAACUGAGAGUCAAAUCAGAGCUCUCACUCGCGCCGAUGGUCCCCACGGCGAUUUGACAUGUUGAAUCAGGCAAACGCCGCCAACUUGAGCCCAACGAGAGUCGACGAGUGGAACACACCAAAUAAACUAGCCAGACCGUCGCUCGCUAUCGACUUGGUGUGUCCCGACCUUAUUCCAUUUGUAGGUCUCUCACAACCCCUCCAAAAAAAUUAAAACAAGGCAUCUCAAGGGAACCAGACUGAUUUGACCAAAGCCAGAAAAAGAAGAAAUGCACUCUCAAACUCAUUUAGGGGACUUGAUUUGUUUUAGUUUGUCUUGGAUGCGACCUCAGUCAUCCCAGGAAGGUGGUGUGUGGCAUUUCCGCCCUCACCUGUGUCCCUAUAACAAAGAUCAUACUCAGUAAUCAGAGAUUGUUUUAAUGUUCCUGAAACGAUACAAAUCUAUCAAAUACAAAUGCGCAAUAGGGAAGAGCUGCCAGUCUUGUCGCACACUAUUUAUUAUCUGUUAUAAAAUAAUUGCAAUUUGAGGAUUUUUUUUUUUAAAUGCACUCCGAUAGAUCUGUGCAUAAAUAUGGUGAGAAAGAAUUGGUUUCUUUAGCAUGGCUGCUGUUGUUGCUGCUACGAUUGCUGCUAAUUAGUCAAACAACAGACAACAGGAAUAUGGAGGCCAUGAUCUAGUGUGCUGUCAGUCUGCCUUAAUACUUACCUCUUAUCAAUAUAACCAUCCGUGACCGAAGACCUCCCAUUAAAGCUCCAGGCCAGUGCUGAAUUGUAACUCAUCCUGGUCCGAAUGCAAAAUAGACACAAAUUCCUGAAUGUAGAAGCCAUUGACAUAAACAUUUUAUUUAACUGAAAUCGUUAGUUCACCCAAAACCUGAAGAUACUAUAAUUUACUCAUUUGUGUGUGUGUAUGAAAUACUAAAAAAAUAAAUAAAAACAAAUAAAAAAAAUCUUAAAAUAUGCACAUAAUUUCCAUAAAAAUGACAGUUCAAUUAAAAAGCAGUAUUCCAUUCAGGUCUUCUGAAGUCAUACAGGUCUUGUGUGAUGAAAGAUUGAAAUUAAAGUGAAUAUUCACAGAAAAUCUUUCCGUCUGCUGCAGAUCUCACAUGUCAUUCUCCACUCUCUGGUUUCAACACACAUGAGAACCAAUGACAUCAAAGCGUGGUGUGACGUCCAAAGGUGCCAUAUUUCAGUCUGACUGCAAUCGUGGAAGAUAUUUGUGAGCUCUGAUGGAGGGAAAAAAUUUCAGCAACUAAAAACAGUUUAACCUUUGGUCUGUUCCUCACACAAACCCAUCAGCUUCAGAAGACUGCACAAGUACUAUGGACUGCUGCUGUGGUAGUUCUGCGGUUCUUUGCAUCUUAAAUUGACCAUGAUUAUGUAAUAUGAAUGAUGACGACAAAUGGAGACUCUUGCGUACUCUUUCUAAUCUCAGUGAAUCUGCUGCCAGUCAAAAGCGUUUCAAAGGUAGCUUACUGCACAUGUGCCAACUUCGUAACCACUUGUAUGUGUUUUUGCCAAAAGAAAAAAAGAAAACAAUUUAGUUUCAUGGUAAUCGGAAUUACUUUAUAUAUGCAAAGUCGUAAUCAGAUUUCAAAAUCAGAGCGAAAAAGAGAGAAAAGGAAUAUCACUUUAAUGAUUAUUACUUUAAGGGAUAGUUUACCCAAAAAUGGAAAUGUGCUGAAAAUGUACUCACCCUCAAGCCAUCCAAGAUGUAGGUGAGUUUGCUUCUUCGUCAGAUUUGAAGAAAUAUUGCAUUACAUAACUUGCUCACCAAUUGAUCCUCUGCAGUGAAUGGGUGCCACAAGAUUGAGAGUCCAAACAGCUGAUAAAAACAUCACACCAAUCCACAAGUAAACCACACCAUUCCUGUCCAUCAAUUAACAUUUGUGUGAUGAAGAAACAAAUUCAUCUACAUGGCCUGAGGUGGGAGUAAAACUAAAAACUCAUUUUUGGGAGAUCUAUUGCUUUAAUGCAUUCAAAAAUUAAGUUAAGCAGCCGCUAUAUAGGUUUAAUUUAUUUGUUCUUUUGUGUAAUAUUUGGCUACCAACUGUGGACUUCUUCUUCAAACAAACCUCUUCCCCUUAUGGCCUUGACAUUUUUUAACUAGUUUCUCACUAAUGUCUGAAUCUCCAGGUUUGACUCUCUGUAUCAGGUGCGUCAAACCUGCUUCUGGAGUGCCAUCAUCUUAAAGACUGUAGUUGCAGCCCUACUCCAAAACACCUGCCUAAAGAUCUUGACUAGCUGGUUCAGGUGUGUUUAAUUAGCAUUGUUGCUAAACUCUUUAGGGAGAGCCUCGUUUAACCCCCUGGGUCUAUAGUGAUAUCCCCUUAUAUCGGCUGUUCGAUCAAAAUGCCACAAGCCAUAAUGAUGAAGCACAUGGUAAAGAAAUAAGUAUAAUGUUCCUGUGGUACUCACCUGCUGAAGAGUUUGCCAAGUGCAAAAAUCCACGCUUAGGCAGAAAAAUAGCAUUUAACAUUUCUGGUAAGGUUUGUCUUAUUCUUGAGGUUAUUAAUUUAGUGUGAUCGGGCC